This is a messenger RNA of Gavialis gangeticus (Gharial), 4974 nucleotides long. RefSeq names its product regulator of chromosome condensation 2 (gene RCC2). The record is from RefSeq and is a predicted model, not a curated record. NCBI's taxonomy places the organism in Eukaryota, Metazoa, Chordata, Crocodylia, Gavialidae. The coding region runs from base 311 to 1735 and encodes 474 amino acids. The transcript is spliced from 11 exons.
UGCAGGCUAAGCCCUGAUGUCUUUAGCACUGAGCUCAAGCAGCAAUAAAACAGGGCUACCCCUUUCCUUUUAGUUAUAUCCAGAGGCCAAUUUGAUAUGAAGAGUCCCCUCUGAGUGCUUGUGAGUGCAGUCUGCAAAUACCGGUACAAGCAGGGAGGCUUUGUAAAACAGGCUUGCCAGGUACUGAUUUUAUUUUCAGCAGACUUCCAAGAGGAAAAUCAGAGUUUGAGCAAUAGAUAAUUGACUUUGCUGCUGGUUUGCAAGCAACAGCGGUGUUAAAUGCAAUGCAUCCCUCCAUGGUUACCUCUAAAUGAGCAGGAGCCCUAUUAACAGCCUCUCUCGGUCCAUGCCAUCCUCCUCUCCCUGUAAGUACAGGUGGCUGCAGAUCUGUCGCCUUUCCCAUUUCCCUCUCCUGCCUUCGGAGCUGAUAUGUUUCUUUUGCGCUUUGCAGAAACUCGAAGGGUCCAAGUGCAAGGGGCAGCUUUUGAUAUUUGGAGCAACCAACUGGGACCUGAUUGGCCGUAAAGAAGUGCCUAAGCAGCAAGCUGCUUACCGUAAUCUGGGCCAGAACUUGUGGGGGCCGCACAGGUAUGGGUGUCUCUCAGGGAUUCAGGUACGGACCGUGGUUUCGGGACCAUGCGCGGCUCACAGUCUCCUCAUCACCACAGAGGGCAAGCUGUGGAGCUGGGGGCGUAAUGAGAAAGGGCAGCUGGGACACGGAGAUACCAAGAGAGUGGAUGCUCCCAAACUCAUCGAAGUUCUCAGCAGCGAGGUGAUUGUGUUGGCAGCUUGUGGACGAAACCACACGCUCGCUCUGACGGAGACUGGCUCGGUAUUUGCAUUUGGAGAGAACAAGAUGGGACAGCUUGGCCUUGGUAACCAGACAGAUGCAGUUCCCAGCCCUACUCAGAUAAUGUACAACGGGCAGCCAAUUACCAAAAUGGCCUGUGGGGCUGAAUUCAGCAUGAUAAUGGACUGCAAAGGAAACCUCUAUUCCUUUGGGUGCCCUGAAUAUGGACAGCUGGGGCACAACUCCGACGGGAAGUUCAUCGCCCGCGCUCAGAGGAUAGAGUACGACUGCGAGCUGGUGCCGCGGCGCGUCGCCAUCUUCAUUGAGAAGACAAAAGACGGGCAGAUCCUUCCUGUCCCCAACGUGGUCGUGCGAGAUGUCGCUUGUGGCGCCAACCACACACUUGUUUUAGACUCCCAGAAGCGCGUCUUCUCCUGGGGCUUUGGUGGGUAUGGCCGGCUGGGCCAUGCCGAGCAGAAGGAUGAGAUGGUGCCAAGGCUGGUCAAGCUCUUCGACUUCCCAGGGCGUGGGGCAGCUCAGAUCUACGCUGGAUAUACCUGCUCCUUUGCUGUCAGCGAAACAGGUGGCCUCUUUUUCUGGGGGGCCACAAACACAUCCCGCGAGUCGACCAUGUACCCCAAAGCUGUGCAAGAUCUCUGUGGCUGGAAAAUCCGCAGCUUGGCCUGUGGGAAGAGCAGUAUUAUUGUGGCUGCAGAUGAGAGCACAAUCAGCUGGGGUCCAUCUCCAACCUUCGGUGAACUGGGCUACGGGGACCAUAAACCCAAGUCCUCUACUGCAGCUCAAGAGGUGAAAACCCUAGAUGGGAUUUACACAGAACAGGUGGCCAUGGGCUAUGCCCACUCCCUGGUGAUAGCCCGAGAUGAAAGCGAAGCGGAGAAAGAGAAGCUAAGGAAGCUGCCGGAGUACACCCCACGCACCGUCUGACGAGGCCAGGGACCCGCGCGCUUACCGAGGCAGCUCUCCUUUCCGAUGUGCACUGGGACGCAACGUUGUACGAAGAGAUUACAGACCGACAUCGAGACCAGACCGAUGUGUUUUGUUAGACUUCCCGAGGUUCAGUUUUAUAAGCGAUUCGCAGUUUUAACUACCUGUUACUGUAAGAUUUAAUUUUUUUUUUUCCAAAGUGUUUUUUGUUUCUUUUAAAUGUUUAAAAUAUUUGCUUGUUGCUGACAAGUUCCCAUUCUGAUGCAAAUGGCAGGACCUUUUGGCAUAUAUGUUAGUUAGACCACUUAUUUUUGGCUAGCGAUAGAACAGUACCUGGCACAGGAGAAGGUCCAACGUGUUGCUUGUUGUAUUUAACGGAGGAAAAUCCCUGCUGUGAGCCAAGAGCUCAAGGGGUAGAUUUUUCCCAAAGGCACAAAUGCCACCUUACACCUCCCCACCAAGGGAAAUUCAGUACCAAAAACCCAGCUGUGCCUGUGGGAAUCUACCUCCAGGGUUCUGGGACCACUUCUCUGGUGAACGGGGGAUACCCAAAAGUUGGCUUGAAGAGAGCGCUCUAGAAAUAAGCUUCCACUUUCAUUUUUCUUUUUUUUUCUUUUUUUAAGAUGGUGGCCUCCCUUGUAUUUCCAGGGGGUUGCCAGAGAAAAAGAGUAUAUAAAUCACAGGACUGACUCCUACCUGUUUCUUGGCUUUCUCAUUUCACGUUUUGAAACGAGCACCCUUUUUGUGCUAUCUGAUUCUUCUGUCCCCUUCCCUACCAGUUUUAAAACCCAGUUCGCCUGAUUAAAACAACUGUAGGUCGACAUUUUCAAAGGUGGCCCUGUGGUUUGGAUGCCUUCAUUUACAGGUACCCAACAGAGACGUGUUGGACCCACUCUUCUGGAGGUGCUGAGACUCAGCGCAGGGGCUUGGCACCUCUGGCAUAUCAAGCUAUGCAGGUGUCAGGUUGGCCACCCACAACAAGCCAGGGUUUGCUUUUAAAUAUGUUGUCACUAAUGAGUUUCCCCGAGUGCGGAUUCGCGACAGGGUGAGGCUUUGACAGCAGCUUGCUGCCGAAUGGCUCAAGUCUCCAGAAAUGAGCCCAGGUGAAGACCCCUCUUCCAACCCCCUUGAAUUUGGCAGCGAGGAGGUGAAGUCUAGAUUUAAACACUUUCUGGCUCCAUGAAUGCAAAGUUGAACCCCUGCCUGCAUCUUUGCAGUGUCCAGGCCUCGGGCAGCUGAGAAGUUAGCGUUAGUCAGCCCCUUUUUCCAUCGCAGCCUGCACUCUGUCCCCUUAAAUUUCAACAAAAAUCUUUUUUUCCAGAAGAGCUUCCACCAUUUUUGACCAGUACUUGCAGGGAGAUCUCAAUUUAUCUUCAUGGCUUUGGGGGUUAUUGCCGCCUCCUGAACCCUGUCCGUCCACUCAAACCCAGUUUCUCCAGACUGGAGGUUGGGCAGGUUCGGGUCACUCUCUGCUGGUGUCGCUGGAGAAAACUCUGUCGACAUCAACGUACAUAAGCGCAGCUCCAUCAGGAGGGCAUCUCUGCACUUGUCUUUUGUCCAGCUGUUGAAACCAAUUGGCUUUUCUGGCAGAGAUGCUAAGAGUCCAUGGGCAGCUCUCCCCAGGAGUGGUGAUCCGAUAUCUGCCAAAAGUUCCUCCUGUGCCGAGGCUCUGCGCUGUGCUGGAGAAACAAGGUGCCUUUUCGCAGAGUGCUCUGCUCUGUCUCCACGCACGCACACACACGAAGAUGGUUUUUCCUUUCUGAUUUCACUUGGCAAGUUGCACUGAUUUCUAGAGGCAACAUUUGCUGACAUGCUGUUACAUGGUGGUUCUGGGAUUCUUGCAGUACUUAUUGAAAGUUUUUGGGUGUUUUUUUUUUUUUUUGAAUUUUUCAUUUCAUUGUGUUAAGAGUUUAAAAACUCCUCGAACAUGGAGAGCAGCCGGGUGGAAAAGUCCCGCAGUUGGAUCUUUGUGCUGUUCUAACUUGCAGCUGUCGGCCUUCCCCACUUGCAAGAUCAGUGGCCUCCGUCUUGUCCAUAAAAAGAUCUUUCCACCCUCUUCUUCUGCAGUUAGUCGAUUGGUUUUAAUAGGAGUCUUUAAAUUGACUUCAAUAGAGAUCAGACUUGGGGGGGAAAAAAAUUCCUUGAGAGGUGGGAUAGUCCUCGAUAUACCAGUUAUCUAGUCACCUGCCUGGUCUCCGUAUGGUCAGGGUUGAAUGGUAGCAUCAAAAGACCAAGGAAACGGAAGUGACCCUUUUUUAUUAACAGGAGCAUGUGUGUGCAGCUGUUCAGCCACGUUCAAUCCUAAAUCUUUCCAUAAUGCACAACUUAUUUUGAGUAGCUGAUCUGAGGCGUCUAGAAUUUAUCAUGUUUCGGGUUGUAUUUUUUUUGGCGCUGUAAUAUCUUCCAGAAGCACCGAGUUCCUGCACUUCCACUUGAAAAAUUAGUGUCUCGGUCGUUCAGCACCUCGUCAAAUGGGGCUCUCAUGUCUCGCAUGGGACGGCCCAGGUCAGAAGGCCUUAAAGAAAAAAGCUGAGAGAGAUUUGUUCUGAGAGUUUGCUGAACUCCAGAUUCGCCUAAGCCUUUUCACCAAGUUGUAGUUAGGACCCGUCUUGUCACUUUUUUUUUUUUUUCUCUCUCUCUCUCUCCGGUUUGCAGUGCAGAAAUGUAUGAACUCCAGAAUAAGCAUCUCUUGGCAGACUCUGCAGUUCACGCUGGUGGCCAUUCAUGGAUGUCUGACCGGAGUGGACGGAGGUUUUAUCUUGUAACUGCUUGACAAGAUAGCAAACUUCAGCACUGGGAUUUGUAACUCUGGCCUUUCUGGGACUAGGUGACUGCAGGUGUUAGAAGCUGAGUUUCACCUAAAGCAUGGUGGGUGCGGGCUUGUUUAGUCGUUUUCUCUAACCGUCGAAAUCCACCCAGGAGAUGGUUUGGAGAAAAUAGCAAAACAUAAAAUUGUCCCCCAAAUUGCAAACCCAAAGGGAGCCGUCCCUUUGAAUGCAAUCGUGGACUUAUUACAAGUUAAACGAUACUUGGGUCCUCAUUAACUUUUCCCCCUCAGUUGCCUUCUCCUUGUUCUGACAGUGUGAAAGUGAAGGAGGGCCUAAGAAAAAGGAUCUUGGCAGAAUUUUUUUUUAAUUUUAGGUGAGAUGAAAGGUUCCUGGUUUAGUGCUGUAAUUGUCUUCUCAUGUUUUUUAUAUUUCUUGGAGUAAAUGUUUAAAUAAACGACGUCAUUGUGUACA